AUGUCUUCCGGACGCACCUCCUCCACCAUGCAAAUGUCCACCACCACCUCCAACUACGACAUCCACGCCCACCUCACCCCCCGCACCCGCAACAACCCAAACCCGCAACUAACCCUAACCUUCGUCGAAUCCGGCUACGUCGACAACGCAAGCUACCUCGCCAUCCAGCGCGCACUGUCCAACGACGACCGCCGCACCCUCGCCCCCUACAAGCUCACCUUCACCGACGCCCCGCCCAUCCGCGCCACGCCGACCCCCACCCUCAUCGGCACAUUUCCCGCCCUGGAGCGCAGCAUGGACGAAGUCCAGGCCCAGGCGCGCAUGCUCUACGAGCGCGCGAAGAAGCAGGGACGUCUGCGUGAGCUUGCGGGGCGCGGAGAGGAGGAGAAGCUAGGCGCGCUGUUUGAUAAGGUGCGGCGGGAGAAUAGGGUUAUGGACGAGGGGGACUAUGGUGUUAUUGUUUCGCGGCUGGUGGAGAUGGGGUUCCUUGCGAAUCAUUCCGUGGCUUCAGGGCGUGAAGCGACCGAGGGUCUGGCGCGCCAGUUGAAGGCGGUUGUUGAGUCCAUGGCGGUUUUUGAUGAGCGCUUGCUUGAUAUGGGGGGGUUCCAUGUUCCGGCUUUCCGCAUGGGGAACGGGGAAGGGGAUCAUCCUAUGGAGAUUUAA
Molecule: messenger RNA, 663 nt
Organism: Aspergillus mulundensis
Lineage: Eukaryota; Fungi; Ascomycota; Eurotiomycetes; Eurotiales; Aspergillaceae
Exons: 1
Coding region: 1-663 (220 amino acids)
Source: RefSeq, a predicted model, not a curated record